Penicillium manginii is the source of this 615-nucleotide messenger RNA. RefSeq lists its product as uncharacterized. Bases 1 to 615 code for a protein of 204 amino acids. The record is from RefSeq and is a predicted model, not a curated record. Lineage: Eukaryota; Fungi; Ascomycota; Eurotiomycetes; Eurotiales; Aspergillaceae. The transcript has a single exon.
AUGCUGUCGAGUGUCCCAGACGGCCCAGACAACUCAGCUGUUGAAGUAGAGAACAAGAAACGACCUGGAAGCCCGCUAGAAGGAGGCCACCCCCGAAAGAUUGCCAAAAAUACCGAAGGGAAACCAGACACCAUCCCGCCUACCACCGUGAACGAUCGAAAGCGCCCUGGCAGCCCGCUAGAAGGAGGCAGAUACCAAAAGACUCGCAGAAAAUCACGAGAAACCUCAGAUACAGCGCCAGCCGACCCACCAGAGGAGCACAUGGACCCAUACAUUGCGUCGGAUCUUGCAGUCAUAUUUCAUAAUGAUCUUCUCGGCUUGCCGCCCGAUGCCCCGGAACUAGCCGCGACGCGUCUGGAGAAGCGGCUCGGCGUAAAGAGUACCGCAAUGCUGCUGCGUCUUGUGAAACAGAAGAAAAUCAAAUGCAUUCCCGGUCAUUUCUUACGAAACGAGUACGCUAUGGAAUCCAUGACGGAGGUGAUGAAGUCGUCCGAUGGGGCUGAAACCUUCCGUCUCGGUCUUGAGCUCAUGUAUGGAAUCUUUGAUGAAAGAGACACCUGGCUGGACAUUUUGUAUCAGAUUCGAAUCCUCGGAUCAAGUCAGGAUGCCAAAUAA